UCAAGAAUGGUUAUUGAGUACAAGUGGAUUAAGUACAGGAGAAUAUUUGAAUGGAACCGGAUUUGGUUGUGUUUAUCCUAACGGAUAUGGAAUCAAUUAUUUACCCGGGGAACACAUAUUUAAAUUUGGGAUUGAGUCAAAACGUUCAUCAUCGGAAACAAAUACCAAGGCAUUUAGAGAAAGUUUAUUGAAAGCAUUAAGGGAUAUGAGGAAAGUAUGCGAAGAAGUAAAUGGUAAAUACUCUGAACAUAAUAAAUUAUAA
Molecule: messenger RNA, 262 nt
Organism: Acaulospora morrowiae
Lineage: Eukaryota; Fungi; Glomeromycota; Glomeromycetes; Diversisporales; Acaulosporaceae
Source: the annotation of a GenBank genome assembly